UACCAUGUUGCCCAGCAUGGUCUCCAUCUCCCGACCUCGUGAUCCACCUGCCUCGGCCUCCCAAAGUGUUGGGAUUACAGGCGUGAGCCACCGCACCUGGCCACAGAGCUAUUUUUAUAUGUGGUCUAUCUGCUGUCCCUUUGUAUAUGAGUUGCUGAGGAUGACAUGUUCUAGGGAGAACGGGAGGGCAGGGCUGCAGUUUCCCUUGGAGAGAGCUUGGGAAAUUGCUCUAGCCUCAGAAAUUCAUAGACUUACUGUAGUGGCUCAUGUAUUUCAUCACAUGUUCCAACACCAAACACAGGGACUUUGUAUUAAGCUUUGUCUGUGGGCCCCAUUGGUAUUCCUGGUCCCAGAUCUGCCAAGCAAGAGAGCUUCAAAUUAGGGCUGGCCUUACUAUCUUUUUUUUUCUUCUCCAGCUCAGCCUGACGCCCAGGAUCCCACCCCUUGUCAAAGACCAGGCCGUGGAAGCCAUGUUCCCACCAGCCAGGGGGAAGGAGCUGCUCUCGUUUGAGGAUGUGGCGAUGUACUUCACCAGAGAGGAGUGGGGCCACCUCGACUGGGGUCAGAAGGACCUCUACCGAGAUGUGAUGCUGGAGAACUACAGGAACAUGGUCUUGCUGGGAUUUCAGUUUCCCAAACCUGAGGUGAUCUGUCAGCUGGAGAACUGGGACGAGCAGUGGAUCCUGGAUCUACCGAGAGCUGGGAGUAGGAAGGCUUCCGGUAGUGCUUGCCCAGGUUCUGAAGCCAGACACAAGAUGAAAAAGCUAACUCCAAAACAGAAGUUUUCUGAAGAUUUAGAGUCAUAUAAGGUAUCAGUGGUAAUGCAGGAAUCGGCUGAGAAACUUUCAGAAAAGUUACAUAAGUGUAAAGAAUUUGUGGACAGUUGCAGGCUUACUUUCCCUACUAGUGGCGAUGAAUACAGCAGGGGCUUCCUUCAAAACCUUAACCUUAUUCAAGAUGAGAAUGUGCAAACCAGGUGGAAGCAGGGCAGAUAUGAUGAGGAUGACAAACCCCUCAAUCAAAGAUCUUUUCUUUUGGGGCACGAGCAAAUUCUCACAAGAGCAAAGUCUUACGAAUGCAGUGAAUGUGGAAAAGUCAUUAGGCGUAAGGCAUGGUUUGAUCAACAUCAAAGAAUUCAUUUCUUAGAGAAUCCCUUUGAAUGUAAGGUAUGUGGGCAAGCCUUCAGACAGCGGUCAGCUCUUACGGUCCACAAACAGUGUCACCUGCAAAACAAGCCAUACAGAUGUCAUGACUGUGGAAAGUGUUUUCGGCAGCUCGCGUAUCUUGUUGAACAUAAGAGGAUUCAUACCAAAGAAAAACCCUAUAAAUGUAGCGAAUGUGAAAAAACCUUUAGUCAGAAUUCAACCCUUAUUCGACAUCAGGUGAUCCACAGUGGAGAAAAACGCCAUAAAUGCCUUGAGUGUGGAAAAGCCUUUGGCCGGCAUUCAACCCUUCUAUGUCAUCAACAGAUACACAGCAAACCGAACACCCAUAAAUGCAGUGAAUGUGGACAGUCCUUUGGUCGGAAUGUGGAUCUCAUUCAGCAUCAAAGAAUCCAUACAAAGGAGGAAUUCUUUCAAUGUGGAGAAUGUGGGAAAACGUUUAGUUUUAAGAGGAAUCUUUUUCGACAUCAGGUCAUUCACACCGGAAGCCAACCCUACCAAUGUGUCAUAUGUGGAAAAUCUUUCAAGUGGCACACAAGCUUUAUUAAGCACCAGGGCACUCACAAAGGACAGAUAUCCACGUGAUAUUAACUGGAAGGCAGUCACUGAAGGACUAGAACUUAACCUCUACUUCAAGUGUGUAUCACAUGAUUGUUUUCAUGAAAAGCAAUAAAUGUAACAGAGGGUUUUUCUA
Molecule: messenger RNA, 1857 nt
Organism: Piliocolobus tephrosceles (Ugandan red Colobus)
Lineage: Eukaryota; Metazoa; Chordata; Mammalia; Primates; Cercopithecidae
Product: zinc finger protein 789
Exons: 4
Coding region: 267-1748 (493 amino acids)
Biological process (GO): regulation of transcription by RNA polymerase II
Cellular component (GO): nucleus
Molecular function (GO): RNA polymerase II cis-regulatory region sequence-specific DNA binding; DNA-binding transcription factor activity
Source: RefSeq, a predicted model, not a curated record